Cyphellophora europaea CBS 101466 is the source of this 1782-nucleotide messenger RNA. RefSeq lists its product as uncharacterized. The transcript has a single exon. Gene Ontology annotation, cellular component: endoplasmic reticulum; Golgi membrane. NCBI's taxonomy places the organism in Eukaryota, Fungi, Ascomycota, Eurotiomycetes, Chaetothyriales, Cyphellophoraceae. The coding region runs from base 1 to 1782 and encodes 593 amino acids. Gene Ontology annotation, molecular function: calcium ion binding; mannosyl-oligosaccharide 1,2-alpha-mannosidase activity. Gene Ontology annotation, biological process: N-glycan processing; carbohydrate metabolic process. The record is from RefSeq and is a predicted model, not a curated record.
AUGGUCGCCGGCAAGUUUAUGUCUGUCCCUACAGCCAUGCCCAGAUGGGCCAUGCCUAACACGGCGCUGAGCCACCAUCGCCACCGACGCAUAGAGAGGUAUCUGAUCGCCGCAGUCAUGGUGUACUGUUGUUUCAAAGUCAUCGAAUGGACUCUGUCCCCGCCAUCUUCUCGGAUCCAGUACGACUUUGAGCCCAAGUCCUAUGUCCAGCUCGAACGCCAGCAAGCAGUCAAGAAAGAAUUUCUUCACGCUUGGGAUGGUUAUCGUGACCACUCAUGGAUGGCUGACGGGCUACUGCCCCUGACCGGAGGCAGGAAAACGCAGUUCUGUUCCUGGUCGGCCACCAUGGUCGAUGCCCUCGACACACUCUGGAUCAUGGAUUUAACGGAGGAGUUCAACUACGCUAUCAAUGGGACCAUGACCAUCGACUUCCGGAGCAGUGCUGAAAUGUGUGAGGUGAGCUUGUUCGAGAGCACAAUCCGGUACCUGGGCGGGUUGUUGGGUGCAUACGACCUGAGCCAUGAACCCCGGCUGCUAGCCAAAAUGGUGGAAGUGGGAGAUCUGCUGCACGGAGCUUUCAAGACCAGCAACGGUAUGCCGUGUAGCUAUUGUCACCUGGCCAACACCGACGAAGCUUUUUUCCCGUCAACAAACGUAGCAAUGGCCGAUGUGGGAAGUUUGUACUUGGAAUUUUCCCGGCUGUCGCAAUUGACUGGAGAUCCAAAAUACCAGCGGACGGUUGAUCACGUUCUGGACGUCUUUCAGAGGUCCGUUAAUGACUCUUCAAUACCCGGUCUCUGGCCAGAAAUGGUUGAUUCGAGUUCAAUUGACUCAGACGAUGCCACCAUGCAACGACAUUUUGCUAAAGCGUCGUACGUAUACAGUCUCGGUGCGCUCUCCGACUCGAGCUACGAAUAUCUCGUCAAGGGGCAUCUGAUGCUUGGGGCAGUGAACAGCACAUACGAGGAUCUGUGGACGACCGCAUCGGAUCAGAUCAGGAAUUUCAUGCUCUUUCGCUCCUUCAUCCCAGGUGCAGAUGACGAGACGCGAAAGAUUCUUUUCUCCGGGAUCAUAUCCAGGACGCCAGGUAUGACGGAGAUUGAGCUGGAGCCGAGGACUCAGCAUCUGGCUUGCUUUGCCGGCGGCAUGUUCGCUAUGGCAUCGAGAAUUUUCGGAAAUGGCAACGACUUUGAAAUCGGCAAGCAAUUGACACAGGGCUGCGUUUGGGCAUACGACAACUCUCCCACCGGUCUGAUGCCGGAGACUGUCACUUUAUUGCCAUGCCCAGAACUGGAUAGCGACCAAUGUGAAUGGAAUGCCACCACCUGGGAGUCGUACUCCUUGAACUGCAUGUCUGAGGGGAGUUGCAUCGCGCCUGGCAUGCCACCUGGGUGGAUGAACGUCGCGGACCCCAAGUACAUUUUGCGCCCGGAAGCGAUCGAAUCUGUUUUCAUCAUGUGGCGCAUGACAGGCGACGAAUACUGGCGCGACGUCGGGUGGCGCAUGUUCAACACUAUCAUCCAUCACACACGAACUCCGUACGGCCAUUCCGCCAUCUCAUCGGUCUUGUAUCAGUCGGAAGCGCAGGUCUACCACGAGGGAGUCAUGGUCACGACGCAGCGGGCGAUGCAGACGGAUGACAUGGAGAGUUUCUGGUUCGCUGAGACGCUGAAGUAUUUCUACCUCUUGUUCAGUGAUGUGGACUUGGUUAGUCUCGAUGAGUUCGUGCUCAAUACCGAGGCACACCCUUUCCGACUGGUGGAUAGCCUCAGAGGAUUUUGA